AUGCCAAGCCACCGUGACAAGCUGUACCUGCGCAGCUGCCUGCUUUUGCGUCACGAUUCCGGCUUAGAUGCAAAAGAGGCCCAUGCCAAGCUAAUGAAUAUCUACGGCGCGAACGUCAUCUCUUACGACGCAUGCAAGAUCUGGACAGUCGCUAUUAUGGAGAAGGCUAAGAAAGAUGUUGGGCAGAAGUUCCGCCGUAUCAAGCACAAUCUUGUCAAUUCGACGAAAAAGGAUGAUGAUGAUGACUUAAAGAUUGUCAAUGCCCUCGAGCACAGAAAUCAGAAGGUCAUCAACGCUGUAUCUGUAUAUAGAAAGCAUGUGUCAAACACAGUAAAAACCGGGCUGCGUGAAGAGAAUGUAGAUAAGCGUCGGAAAAAGCUGGAUGAAUUUUCGCUCUGCGCGGAUUUGCGUGACAUAUCGUCAGAUCUCGAAAUAUCGCAUACUACAUGCCUCCAUAAAGUUAUCCAGAAGAUCAGUCAAGCAUUGCAAGUUGUCGUCGACGAAAAGGUCAAGCACGACAUGAUGAUAGAGAAACGAGUUCUUGAUGAUUUGGUUCAGUUUCAAGACAUGGAGAAGGCUUUAUGUAAGAGUCGGGAGCGGUUGAAUAACGCAUUCACUGAUGUCGACAUAGCAAAGAAGGCGCUGGAAAAAGCGGACAGCGCAAGCAGCAACAUCCCCCAACUCCAAGAUUCGCUCGAUGCUGCUCAAUUAAAGCUCGAGAACCAAAAGGACAAUACAAUCACAGAUGUGUACUCUCUGGCCGCAAAAGAGCAAGAAAUUGCAAAGGUGUUUGCCGCUUUACUUGAAGAGCAGCUUGAGUAUCAUCGUGUGGCGAUGCGUACACUGGAGAUGGUUUUGCCGGAAAUUCGUCGGGACAUCGAUAACGCUCGUCCUCGUCCGGUGUUUGGCGUUGAUCUCACCGAGCAUCUCCGCCAUACUCAGGGUCGUGUAGCUGUUGUGUUAGAGAAAUGUUGUUCAAUGAUUAGAGCGAGCGGAUUCGCAGAGAAAGGUCUGUUCCGGGUAAACGGAAACAACACGAAAAUCCGAAGGAUGAAGGCAGCGUUUGACGCAGGGCAAAUCGAUAUUGACGAGCGUGCCUACUACCUGGAUCCGCAUUCCGUUUGUAGCGUUCUGAAGAGCUAUUUAAGAGAACUUCCAGAUCCUCUUCUAACUCACCGACUUCAUAACGACUGGGUUAACGCUGCAAAGUUAGAAGAUGAGUCUAAACUGCAAGCAUUCGAGCGUUGCAUCGGCGAGCUUCCGGCUUGUCACCGACACAAUCUCACCUACCUCGUCAAUUUUCUUUCGGAAAUGUUGCAGCAUCAAGAACAGACAGCUAUGAACUGUAGUAAUCUCGCUAUUGUGUUUGGCCCGAAUUUACUAGGCGGUGAUAUUGAUGGAAAUAAUGCCGUAGGAACUAAAAUUGUUGAAACGCUGCUGAAACAUGCGUCGAGGCUCUUCGGGUGUCCUGUGAUAAGCAAUAACGGCCACGGUGGUGGUCAGCAAUCAUCUGGACGUGGACUUACCGUAGACACAAACUCACCUCCGAAAUCAGGGCAUUCGAAGGAAAAGCUAGAGCAUGGUAGUAUUACAUCAUGGGGGACUUCGCCACGAGGAAGGCCAAAGGAGCGCGCUCCACCACCUCCCUACGUUACACCAAAGACUGGCUCACUAAUUGACCUCAGCGAUGAGUGCAAUAACACGGACCAAUCCGCGCAUACCUCUAUUGAUGCAAGGAUCGAUCCUAACCUUACACAGACUCAAUCUCUGAUGUCUGCUGAUCUGAGUGAAUCCUUCGGAAUGUCGCCUACUGCGACCGCAGAAUCAGAUGAUUCUUUUGACGAGUAUCAGGAUGAAUCGCUUCCUGGAAGCAUGUCGCGAAGUCAAGGAGAUAUCGCAGCUGCUUCUCUUGGUACUCCUCAGCGUCCUCCUCCUCCGACUUUUCGGAGUGGAUCGGAAAGCUCAAAUAAUCGUCCACUGUCAUAUAAUAAAGCAGUUGGAGUGGAACCAGUUCCAGUGCCACGUUCUAGGACCUCUCGUUCAGUGAUCGUAGAGAAUUCAUCCUCGUCCAGUGGUUCGGGAUCUCUGAAAAGGCCAUCGAUAUUGAAUCGAGAGGACAUUGUUGGAGCGGAUGCGUCGAACAGCUUUAAAACAGUUGUGGCCGUAGAAGCACCCCCAUUGCCGGCCCGCAACAAACCGCCACUUCCAGCGAAGCCUAGAAGUGGAGACAAUGAGACAUCGCGUCUAUGA
Molecule: messenger RNA, 2250 nt
Organism: Necator americanus (New World hookworm)
Lineage: Eukaryota; Metazoa; Nematoda; Chromadorea; Rhabditida; Ancylostomatidae
Exons: 19
Coding region: 1-2250 (749 amino acids)
Biological process (GO): regulation of actin cytoskeleton organization; positive regulation of GTPase activity; signal transduction
Cellular component (GO): intracellular anatomical structure; cytoplasm
Molecular function (GO): GTPase activator activity; protein binding
Source: RefSeq, a predicted model, not a curated record